AUGCCACUCAAAACCCACCACCACAUCUCCUCGGUCAAGGGCCUCUCCUCGGUCACAACCCUCAUCACCGGCCCUACAUCAUCCAUCCUCAUCGACCCUCCCUUCCUCCUCCCCGACGCCGAAUCCGUCGUAGCCUGGAUCAAGAAGACCGCGCCAACCACCCAACUCACCGCAAUCUUCACGACCCACCACCACCCAGACCACUACUUCUCCGCCAACCCCAUCCUGGCCGCCUUCCCUUCCGCGCGCUUCCUCGCCGCGCCCUACGUCUGCGCCGGCAUCGACCGCGAGUACGACGAGAAGGUCAACUACUGGCCGGCGCAGUACGGCGCGCACAACUUCUCGCCCGACCCGCCCGCCAAGCCCGCGCCGUACCCCUUCAGCUUCGUGUCGGUCGAUGGGGAAGUGGUCGUGCUGAUCGGCCCCGUGCAGGGGGAUGCGGUGGAUCAUACGCUGUUUUGGGUGCCCGGGGAAAAGACGUUGGUGGCGGGGGACGCGGUGUAUGGGCGGAGUAAUCAUGUUUGGGCCGAGGAAAUCGAAAGCCCCGCCGUCCACGCCGCCUGGCUCAGCACCCUCGACCUCAUCGAGUCCCUGCGCCCCUCCAAGAUCAUCCCCGGCCACAUCGAGCGCGGGUGGGAGCUCAACGCGCAGGAAGACCUCGCGCACAAUCGCAAGUACUUGCAGCUCUUCAACGAGAAGAUCCAGCAGGCGCCGCAGAAGCCGACCGUCGACGAAAUCUACACGACCUUCAAGGACGCCUUCCCGGCCGCCGAGGAAAAUCUGGACUUUUUCCUUGGGCACUUGUCGAAUCAGUUUGGAGAAGGUGGCAAGAUUUGGGAGGAAAAUCGCCAUCAGCGGGUGGCGGAGAAGACGAGGGAGGAGCUGGAGGGGUGGAGGAUGCCGUUGUGA
Diplodia corticola is the source of this 909-nucleotide messenger RNA. RefSeq names its product metallo-beta-lactamase domain protein. The transcript has 3 exons. Bases 1 to 909 code for a protein of 302 amino acids. The record is from RefSeq and is a predicted model, not a curated record. Lineage: Eukaryota; Fungi; Ascomycota; Dothideomycetes; Botryosphaeriales; Botryosphaeriaceae. Gene Ontology annotation, biological process: secondary metabolite biosynthetic process.